AUAAAAAGUAUCAGUUAUAUUUCUUCAACCUACAAAAUGAAAUCCUUCGCUUUGAUUGUCCUGUUGGCUCCAGGCUUGCUCUGCAACGUCAUUAAAUCCAGAGAUAUUUUCUCAACUGUGACCAAAGAUGCAGUGCAUACUCCACAGAUCCUUCCAGGAGUAAUUAACAUCCGCCCAGAAACCAAACCAGCUGUUCUUCCCGUUAUUCCAGAAACCAGACCAAUCAUCAUCCCAGAAACUAAACCAGUGCCUAUUGAAGACAUCGUAGUUCCGGAAACCAAACCAAUCAUCAUCCCAGAAACUAAACCAGUGCCUAUUGAAGACAUAGUAGUUCCGGAAACCAAACCAUUGCCAGCUGUAGAAGAUGCAUUUGCCCAGAUUGUUUCCGUCACCGACGAUGAUGUCUGCUUCGAUCUUGCUUUCGUCAACGAACUGAUAUCGUUGGUCUACUAUAGAACCGUUGAAGGAAACAUCUUGACUUUCUAAAUGAUUAAAUUACCUAUUGUAUGAAAAUAAACAUUAAUAAUACGCAAUA
This is a messenger RNA of Aethina tumida (small hive beetle), 535 nucleotides long. RefSeq lists its product as uncharacterized. The record is from RefSeq and is a predicted model, not a curated record. The transcript is spliced from 2 exons. The coding region runs from base 37 to 486 and encodes 149 amino acids. NCBI's taxonomy places the organism in Eukaryota, Metazoa, Arthropoda, Insecta, Coleoptera, Nitidulidae.